GGAGGGGGCGGGGGCGGGAAAAGGCAGCUAGCUUGUGUUAUGCCAAAUUUUUGCAUUUUCUCUACUUCUACUACGGCCACUUCUUCGAGACAUCAUUUUUCAUGGCGUAUCGAUUUUUUUAGUUGAUUGCUCUGCUUUCAAACUAACAUGAAAUCUUUCAUCUAGGUUUUGUCUUAAAAUCAAGAGUAUUUUCUAUGUGAACGAGUUGUCAAAACGUGAUCUGUCGCCAUCUCAUAUCAAACCAUUUUUUACACGUCUCCUAAUACACGGCCAACAAUCCAUCACUUCUGUCAUCGCGGCUAAAAAAUAAUAAGAAAACAACUGAUAUUCGGUUUAAUUAGACUGAGUACACCCGAUGUGGAGUUACCACGAUAUCUCAGGUCUAAUAAAGGUAUGCUGUCAGUUUUCACCAGUAAGUUGUUUUACAUACGUCGUCUUCUGUAAAGGCUAAAAAAAAACUCACUUCCUAAAGCUCAUAAGCAUAUGCCAAUGUUUCAGUGUUGCCUUGAAAACAGACUUCAAAACAUGUACACUCUUAAAGGCACUUUCACUGCACUCCAACGAAGUUGACAUAAAGCAAUGUUUGGAUAUGUGCCGGGGAUUUUUGGAUGUUCAAGGCUGAGUAUAUUCAAUGACACUUGGUUACUUCAAUAUCCACUCGCAGGGAGGUCUGACAAUGAAAAUUUCGUUUUGGUCCAUAGAUAAGAGAGUAUUGAUGUAGGCUGGAAAGAUCUCCAUUCUAUCACGUAGUGGCAAUACACUUUCAUGAAGUACAGCGGAAGGAAAGACAACACCCUGGAUAUCAUGGCGUUCUCCCUCAUUAUUGUUUCUGUAAGCCUAGCAUUCACCGUCGCUGUAUCACCGAAGGCAACCACAAAAUCUGGUGAAACACCGUCCGAAGCUCAAUGUAACUUGCCUCUUGGGAUUUCAUCGGGAAAGUUCGCCAUGGACAACUUCCUUACGUACUCGUUUCAUGAUUACGAGACACUCCCUAUCGAGGCAAAACUGAACAGCUCUGGCGGCUACAGGGCUAAAGAACACGACCCUAUCGAUUACAAGUUUGUCAGGGUAAAAUUCGACAAUGAGACAGUAGUAACAGGGGUCGCAACCCAAGGAUUUGGGGAUCCGGAGAUCAAAGAGUGGGUCACUGAGUACUGGGUCAAAUUCACUCGCCAAAGGAGCGGAGACGAAGAGGCUGAGGGUUACAUCUUUGGCAGAAAUGGAAGGCCUAAGGGGUUUCAAGGGAACACCGACUCGAAUACAAUUGUCAGACACAACUUUGAAGCUGAAAACGUGAAGACGGUCUCCAUCGUGCCGCUAGCAAACCACAACAACGUCGCCUUCAGAUUUGAACUAUAUGGAUGCACAAUGAAAAGGUCCGUGGUGUUACACUUCCGGUGGACAAAUCAAAGCUGCACGUUGGAAAUGCUGAUCGACAAAAAAUCCGAAGGGUUUAAAAACAUUGAAGCGAAACUUGCGAACGAGGCACAACAAAUAAGCAAGCUUCCUGGAGUGCAAGUUGUUAAACUUGAGCAACUGAGACCUGGAAGUCUGAUUGUUGAGUUCAAAGUUGGAGUGCAAGAUUCACAAGCCAAGCUGAUGAUUGCAAAGGCCAAAAAUCUGCUCAAAACCUCCACUAAAUUUGACCAUAACUACUUUGCGGCAAAAGAUCCUCAAGGCAAAUCAUGCAAAAUACCAAACAUUUCAUUGGGAAGCCUUUCUCGCAACCCCACGUCUACUCAAACAAUCCACCGUUCAUCUUCCUACACAGUAAGAGCAAAUAUUAGCAGUCAGAUUGAAGGAAAGGCCCACAUUACAUGGAAAAUGGCAAAAUUACGCAACUCAAACAAGGGAGAAUUGGGCAGAAAAAGUACAUUCAAAUCUACAAGAAUUGCCAUGGAAGAUGUUUAUCUCAUAAAUACAACAGUUAUACAGAAAGAAAUUUUAAAUCACACGCUUGAGUAUGGUGUCUACUAUAUAGAAUUGAUGGCAGUAAUGAAAAAUGCAAUAGAUUGUAUAAACCACGAUUAUGGAUUUCUGCGAAUCAAGGAGUCACCUCUUCAAGCAUUCAUAUCUACAGACCCUCCUCUGGAUAGUAUUCUUAAAGGGUACCACAGAGAUCUUAAGCUGGAUGCCUCAAGCUCUUUUGACCCAGAUGUUCCAAAGGCUAACAAGAGUGGCAUGAGUUAUACAUGGCUCUGUGCAAGAAAGGGUGAGCGCUUUGGAAACAUUGCGUUGCUCCCAAUUGUCACGCCACAAGUAGAUAGCAAAGAUUCGGAUGGGAGAGGCGGGUGUUAUGGUACAGGCCCUGGAAAGCUGAAAUAUACAGGGCCCAAUGCAGUGUUGUUCCUGGAUCAAAUGGAGCCCAAAAGUUAUCUGAUCAAACUGAUUUUGGGAAAAGACGAGCGAGAGGAAAAUGUUUCAUUCGAGUUUGAACUGAAAUCUUCAAAUGGCUUUGUUCUAGACAUAAGAUGCAAGAGAAAUUGCAAACAGAAAGUAAAUCCCACGGAAAAAAUGGUUUUCGAAGGUGCCUGUAACGGUGAGGCCUGUAGGCAAGUCAAAACUAAAUUUCGAUGGUCGCUUUAUCGAAAGAGGGAUGAUGGAACAUUCCAGUCAGUCGAUAUCAGAAACAACGAAGACCUGGCUCAUCUGGAAAUCCAUGGAAAUGAGUUAGCAGAAGGCGCUUCGUAUAUACUAGAACUUCACGGAAAUUUAACUGAAAAAAUCAAAAGUGCUGAAACUCACAGUUUCAUCACAAAUGAGUCUCCCAGUGGAGGAAAUUGCACCGUUGAUAAAUCUGAAGGGAUAGUUUUGGCGACGAAUUUUACAUUUUCGUGUUCUGGUUGGCUAGACAAAGACAAAGACCUCAUCUAUCAGUUUGGCUACACGUCCAGUAGCGGAGCUUAUGAAAUUCUUCAGCAGAGCUCCAAGAGAUUUUUGAGGACCAAUAAACUUCCCCUCGGUGACUCAAAAAAGGAAAAUAUUGUUCAAGUGGACAUUUACGUCAAGGAUAAAUGGGGAGGAUUUGGAGUCCAAAGUGUUGAAGUCAAGGUUCUCCCGAGCCACACUAUAAACGCGACCACUCUGUACCAAUACACUGUGGGAAAUGAAAGCGAGAUCGCCAAGCUGUUAAAAAAUAAAGAUGGAGGCAAGAACGCCAUGCGAUUAGCAAACACUUUGUUAUCUGUGAUGUCUGAAACUUCAGAGGAGGAAUUGAAAACCGAGGAAAAAAUGAAGUUCAAGGACGAGAUGAUCAAACAUUCAUCAAAGGUUAAAGUUGAUGACCUUCAGGGACUGAUUCUCGUGACCUCUGUAGUGGCCAGUGCGACUGAUAAAAGCGAAGAGCUCUCAGAAGAAUCCCAGUGGACCUCCGUCGACGUUCUGGAAAACAUGGCGAACAAGUUUCAAAACCUCACCGGCAAGACAAGCGAAAAAGAUCCAAAUGGUAUGAAAAAGGCGGGAAAUAAUUUACUACUUGGAAUUGGGAAUGUGCUCGAUGCGUCUGUUGCAAAACCUGAGACUCCAGAACUGGGUAAAACUGAGCAAGAGAAAACGGUGGAAGAAGAAAAAGUUAACGUGACAAAGACAAAAGUCCUGGCCCAAAAAGCAUGGACCCUGAUCAGCAAGGUCGGGGACAGCAUGUUAUCGUCGCAAGAGGUUGGUGACGAGCCUCUUGAAAUGGAGACCAAGGCAAUAUCCAUGAGGUUAGACAGACAGCUUCCAAGUGCAAUCAGCGACAAACCCGCCAAAAUAAAUGGCAGCAAAGUGACAUUCCCACCCCCUGAGAAGUUGUUGGGCUCAAAGGCAAUGGGCAUGGCGCACGUGGACACACAGAUGCUUUCUAUGAAACAUAACCCCUUCUCGUGGGACAAAAGCGCCAGUCGUGUGAAGUCAGCCGUAAUCAGCAUUGACUUGAAGGACGAGAAAGGAGAGCUAUUAGACGUGUCGGGUCUGUCUCAAGAGAUCGAGCUUAACAUCAAAUCCGAUCGACCACAGGACGACCAAAGUCCCGUGAGCUCGUUCGUAAAACCGAGUAUCAAUGGCAGCAUGACAUAUCACCGAGUAGUGAUUUCCUCAGACGAAAUGACGCUAAGCGUGAAAAUUGUUCCGUCCAAUGGAACAAGGCAACAAGUAUACUUUCGCCAUCUUAAGCGGCCAACGAUUGAGACCUACGAUUUCAUGGCUGAAGUCCCGGAUUUUUCGUCUUGCAAAAAGCGCGCGAAAAAAUUUGAAGAUGCUUCGCACACCGCAAUGUAUGAUGGAUACUUCAACUGCACCAAGGAUCCACAUUUGCUAACGCUUUCUAGUGACGUCACGGGCCAUAUUGGCUUGCAUUAUAUCGGAAUUCGAUUGCCUGGCUCGAGCAAGGAUUCCGGGAAAAAGAAACGAAGACGAAGAUCCUGCUCAGAAAACGGAAGACAGAAAAGGUCUGAAAUAUGCGUGGAAUUUAAGGAUCCCCCAACCACCCCUCCCCCAACACCAAGGAUGGAUAUCCCUGUUUUUGAUCCCAGCACUGAUGUGAACUACACUUUGUCCAUCUCCAUGGGAGCCUGUUUGUAUUGGUCAGAGAGUAAAGAGAAAUGGACAUCUGAGGGUUGUAGGGUUGGCCCAGAUUCAGCCAAUGGCUCUAUCCAGUGCCUCUGCACCCAUCUCUCCGCGUUUGGAGGCGACUUCUUAGUCGCUCCGAAUCCCAUCGACUUUGAUCAAGUGUGGGACGCCUUCAGUAACAUCUUGGAGACCAAGAACUUUGUGGUCCUUGCCACUGUGUGUGCGAUGCUCGGUUUAUACAUAAUCGCGGUGGUUUUUGCUCGAAGAGCGGACAGAAGUGACAAGCAAAAGGUGACACAAGUGAUUCCGUUGGGAGAUGCGAACACCAGUAACCAUUGCUACGAGCUGUCGAUCUACACUGGCUUGUGGCGACGAUGCGGUACGUCGGCUAAUGUCGCCAUAGUGAUUUACGGAGAUGAUCGAGACACUGACGUCAUUCCUCUGAACUGCAGCACCAUGUGCAACAAGAAGCUCUUUGCUCGAGGAAGCGUCAACACCUUCAUUUUGUCGCUAAAGGAGUCGUUGGGCGACCUAUCGCACAUCAAAAUCUGGCAUGACAAUUCUGGCGACAACCCCCAAUGGUUCAUCAGCAAAAUCGUCAUACGGGAUCCCAAGACCGACACCACGUGGUACUUUGUGUGCAACCGCUGGCUGGCAGCCGAGAGGGAGGAUGGUAAGAUCGAGCGCGUCCUAUAUGUGUCGUCACACGAAGAAAUCAACAGUUUUAGAAACAAGUUUUACAGCAGAGCGUCCACGGGGUUUGGUGACGGGCAUAUCUGGCUUUCAGUGGUUACCAGACCUCCAACGAGUCCGUUCACGCGCGUCCAACGUGUGUCGUGUUGCUUGUCCGUAUUGAUGUCAGUAAUGGUCACUAACGCGAUGUUUUAUCAAUUCGGUGCCGAGGACACCAGUGGCUCUUUUCAGCUCGGUCCUCUGGUGCUGAGCUGGCAACAGAUCAUUAUCGGUAUGCAAAGUGCUGUGCUAGUGGUUCCGGUAAACGUGUUGAUCGUGUUCAUAUUCCGUAACAGCAGAUCCAAACGCGAGGUCACGCAAGCUUAUAACACAAACAGUGACAGCCUCACGCAAGAGCAAGAAGUGUCACGCAAAUCAGGCUACGUUCUGCCUCGGUUCUUUGUGUAUGUUGGCUGGGCUCUGUGUAUUUUGACCUCGCUGACUUCAGCUGCCUUCACCGUUUUCUACAGCAUGAUGUGGGGCACUGAAGUGUCCAAUAAAUGGCUCACCUCCAUUCUGGUCUCCUUCACUCAAGACGUGUUAUUUAUUCAGCCAAUCAAAGUGGUAAUCGUGGCUUCACUGUUAGCGUUUAUCAUCAAAAAGGCGCCAGAGGAUGACAGUGUUAAAGGCCAACUCAAGUCUGUGGCGCAUUCUAAAGUAAAGGGUGAAUCUCACAAGCCACUCAAACCAGACAAACAACAACUGGAGCGUUUUAGAGAGUAUCGCUUGAGAGUCCUGAUCAUGGCACGAAUACUCGUCGAGCUCGCAUUCUACCUUCUCUUUGCCUGGGCGCUAAUGGUUAUAUGCUACGGCAGGAGAGAUACCGGGCACUACUGGAUGACAAAUGGCAUUGACGAACUGUUGCCCAAAUUUCACAAGAUUCACAACGCUGAUACAUUCUGGGCCUGGACAAAGAGAUACCUGGUUCCUGCCAUGUAUGAAGUUAAGUGGUACAAUGGACAAGCAUUUGAGUAUAAAGAUGGAUUCAUAUCGGACUUGUCGGGCUACCUGGUCGGCAUGCCUCGCCUCAGACAACUCAGAGUUAAAGCAGGUCCAUGCCCAAUUGCACCUCGAUUUCCUGAGUUUAGAGCAACAUUGCGCCCCUGCCUUCCGCCUUACAGCAUGACUGACGAAGACCAGACACGCUAUAGCAUGCCGAAAUGGCGCCAAAUUCCAGCCAACGAAACGGCGCUAUUGUCAGAAUUCGCGCUGCGCGAGAUGUGCCCGAGACCUUGGCGUUAUAAGAAGUCGGACGAGCUUCACAACCUUCCUCAACAGGGCUUGAGGGGGCUCUAUGGCGGAGGAGGCUUCGUGGCUGAUCUAGGCUACACAAAGUCAUCAGCAUUAAGGGUCAUACACAACCUGCAGAACAACUCCUGGAUUGACGAGAGAACGCGGGCCGUGUUUGUCGAGUUUAUGAUUUUUGACUCGUCGACAGAUCUCUUUAGCGCUGCAUCGUACAUCUUUGAGGCUCUGCCCCUGGGCGGGGCUACCACAUUCAAGAGAAUCAACACCAUGUCAUUGUACGGAGCCAGGUCAACUGGGACGCGUUCUAUAAGCGCGGUUUGCGAGCUGAUAGUCCUACUAAUGGUCUUCUACUUCAUUGUAGCCGAAGCAAUUAAAAUCUGGAAGGAAAAGUGUAAAUACUUCAAGUCUGCGUGGGCCUAUGUGGAAAUGGCGCAAAUUCUAGCGGCAACAGCCACAGUCGUGUUAUCGAUCUUCCGAAGGUAUCACACAACAAAGCUAGUGAACAGAAUUCACAAAAACCCCUUUGAAACAUCAAGCUUUCACUACGCAGUGCUGUGGUCAGAUCUUGAAAACGCGCUUAUGGCCAUUCUGGUGUUUAUUUUAACCGUAAAAGUCCUUAAGAUCCUCAAGUUCAACGAACACAUUUCUAGCUUAGCAGCAAGCAUGGCACGUUGCCGAACAAAAAUCAUCUCUUACUCGGCGGUUUUCAUGGUGGCAUUCUUGGCUUUCAUGCAGAUUGCGCUUCUCGUCUUCGGAAGCACCACGAAGGCGUACUCGAGCGUCUCCGAAGUCUUCCGAACACAGUUCGGAAUGUUCAUCGGGGGAGAUACGAACUAUCACGAGCUUAAGGACGCCAAUCGGAUUAUUGGACCCAUCUACUUCCUUCUGUUUAUGACAGCCAUGGCAUGCAUAUUAAUAAAUAUGUUUCUGGCCAUCUUGAACGAGUCUUACAGAGAGGUGAGAAUUUAUCCAGAUCGUGACACAGAGGAGUACAAAAUGUUGGAAGUGUUUGUCGAUUAUGCCAAGAAUGCAAUGGGUAAAAGGCUAGACUCGUGGAGAAACGCCAAAUUCUUUCCUAAGAGAAACAGCUACAGCGUUGAGACUCAACAAGAAAAAUCCAAAACAGAACUUGAAGAAACCCACAAGUACACAGCAGUGUCGUGGAGUACCUACGAUUUAAUCUGCCAGAAACAUCUGGACAACAACGACGCAGCUAUCGAGACGUCGUUUUUCAAAGACAUUCGAAGGCACUUAAGAAAUAUCAGCAACGAACUGAGGGAAAUUUCUGUCGUGCAUCGCUCGGGGAAAUACAAAGUCCACGAUGUGCAGAAGAAUUUUGAAAACGAGGCAGAAAGAGCCUGCACCGACUUACGGACACCUUGUAAAGGACUCGGCUUGGAGAAAAUGUCCAGCAAAUGUAGUUUAUUUAGUUUGAGCGAAAGCACGAUGUACCUAGACAGACGGAAGGGCCGAGAUUCCAUCAGAAGGUUGCUCAACAACGAUGACAACUCAGACGAGGAAGAUGGCGAUUGGGAUGACCAGACAUCUUAUGCGGAGUCCAUGAGAACUUUUUUCGGGAACUCUCGAUCUGGGAACGUUUAUGACCCAGAAAGAGAACCUUUCAAUGAGUCAGACGAUUGGUCUUUGGAUCGAGAAAGCUAUAUCUAGAGUUGAAAGGGCGAGAGAUCGAUUGUACAUACAUACAGCAUACAUUAGUUCAUAGGACACUUCCUCCAAGCGGACAGAAGAUCGCGAUCGACUCUGUUGAUAGUUAAUUAAUUAUAUUUGAUUGUAUUUCAAUAGAACCCUACUAUUCGAACCAAACUGCAGUGCUGCUGUUUAGGGGUGAACGGUCGUUAAUUUCAUUCAAGCACUAAAAUUAUUGUCAGCCAACGUGAGAAGAGAUACCGACAUGACUGGUUCGGUGUUUCGGCGAAUCAUAAAUUUUCACAAGUAUUUUUGGAGAAAGUUUGACGAGGAAUAUUUUUGAGAGGAUCUAUGGUUAGGUUGGAGAGGGGGAGGGAGGGAGGAAGAUUUGUGAGCACGGCUAUUUAAAGAGGGGGAUGUUGACUGUUGGUUCGAUUUAAACUUCUCGGUCUCUUUUGUUCUCACGCACCUUUCGCUCCCCCCUCCCCCCUGUGGGAGGGGUGGAGCGGAAAGAAGCCACUUUUGCCCUUGCACGAGGGACUCCUCAACUAUUCUCCGCCAUAAAACGCCAACAUUUAUGCAAAUCAUACUCGAACAUUCGCAAGUCGUGUAUACAAUAAAACUUAACAUUCACAGCUAUUCCAGCUUGUCACUCAUAAGCAGCCCAAAGGGCUAUGAGAAAGCGCGCUCUGAUUGGUUCCCUGUUAAUAGGCUAUCGACUCAUAUCCUAUGGAUAAAAACUUGGCGAGAAAAAAAUAAUCAACACAGCGUUUCUCAUAAUCCACGGGCUGCCUGUGUGAUAACACAAUUAUUCCCUUGUAUCCUUUUUCAUAUAAUUGGUUAUUACGUACUCUAGUUUUGUGCAAUAACUGCCGAGUAUUCUUGAACAUGUUAAUAUUUUUGUAUAUUUUUCUUUGACGCUACCAACUUUUUAAAAGAAUAUAUCGAUUCUGCUUUUCUUCACUGAAAACGAAAACAGUGAGAAAAGAUUAAUAGUUUUCGAUGUUUGUUUUGUAAUAGUGCCCUGAAAAUGUGCUGAACGUCAUAGAAAUUUGAUUUAUAUACAGUUGAAUAGUUAAUUAUUUCACAGGGGAAACAGAAACACGGUAAAAUACCAAACUAGUGAAUGGCCGUUUUCGCGGGUUUUGACUGGAUUAUAAAAGUGAGCUAGUUUACUUUACAGAAUUGAAUACCGUAAACUGCCGCUUAUAAGCGCCUCCCCCCCCCCCCCGACCCCCCGAUAUAAGACCCCUCUCUAACUUUCCUUGUUUUAACUUCAUUUUAAUAUUAUGUGUUAAAUCUUAAUUGCUAAAGCUCCUUUUCAAAUGCUCUUUUCAUUCCGGUUAUUAGCCCCCUCAAAUAUAAGCCUCUCCGUUUAUAAGCCCAUUUAAAAACCCUUACGAAGUUGUAUAAGCCCAGAGCUUAUAAGCGGCAGUAUAAAGAGAGUGUUCAAUUGACUUUUUGGAUAUGUUAUAAAACGAUUUUCCUGAAGUAGUCUCGGUUGACGGUAAGAUUUGACGAUAUAAACCUCUAAAGAACAGGAAGGUCAGCAAGCCAAGAUAAAGUUGAAAGCAUGAGGCCAAGAUAUUUUAGAGAUUUGUAAACACACAAUAAAGGACUGUACAUUGAAAAAAAAAAGACAUUUUGUAUCCUCCACACAACUCAUUGCAGAAUUUAAUCUGAGCCAAAAACAGAAAUCACUUGGGUUUUUUUCGUUGCUGUGCUGCACACCAGUCAUUCGCGAGUUCGUUCAUCUGAGCUGAAUAAUUACUCGAGAAACCAUGCAAAUAUUGCAUCUCGAUUCAUAUUUGGUUCUCUUUUCAUGAUCCUCCGGCACUUAAAUACCGGUAUGCCCAUAACAAAGGAGAAAGCUGACAAAACCGUGUAUAAACACGUUGG
Molecule: messenger RNA, 10074 nt
Organism: Orbicella faveolata
Lineage: Eukaryota; Metazoa; Cnidaria; Anthozoa; Scleractinia; Merulinidae
Product: polycystin-1-like protein 2
Biological process (GO): detection of mechanical stimulus
Cellular component (GO): membrane
Molecular function (GO): calcium ion binding; calcium channel activity; protein binding
Source: RefSeq, a predicted model, not a curated record